CGUUUAAACCGUUGAUUUGGACUUGCAGGGAGGCGUGCGCCAUGUCGUUUUGCCGGCGAGACCACGAACCGAAGAUGUGGCGGGCGUCCUUCCGCGGCGGCAGCGACGUCGUCAUCGUAUGUAUCCAAUCCUCGCUCCGUCCAGCUUCAAUGUAACACUGGAGCCUUCCUUCCGGGUGCGCAGAUCGAGCUUCGCUUCUUGCCCGGCGCCCGCCUUCCUCCACCGAUGAAGUCCCUCCGCCUUGCCCUUCCCCGGCCGGAGAUUUACGGAACCCUAACCAGUUCAGAGAUCGGACACAGGAUCGUGCGAAUCGCUUCCUUCGCGCCCGUGAAGGCGAGCUCCGACGCCGAGGUCACCUCGGUCUCGUGUUCUGACAUUGCUCCCGUUCCCGAGGCCCGACCUAGCCUGCGUAGGACGCCACUGCUGGCUUCGCGGGGAGGGAUCGACGACGUGGAGGAGAAGAUCGAAAAGGUAAUCUACAAGUGCCGGUUCUUUGCGUUCCUUGCUGUGGCUGGUUCUCUGAUGGGUUCCGUAAUUUGUUUUAUCAAGGGUUGCACGUAUGUGAUCGAUUCUUUCAGAGAAUAUUUUGUGAGUGGUGGGAAGGUGAUUCUGAUGUUGGUUGAAGCCAUUGAUGUUUAUCUUGUAGGGACCGUGAUGCUUGUCUUUGGAAUGGGUCUGUAUGAGCUCUUCAUCAGUAAUCUUGACAUAGCAAAGAUGUCAUCCCAUGGAUCAAACCUUCUUGGCUUAUUUAAACUUAUGGAGCGUCCAAGAUGGUUGGAGAUUCAGUCUGUUAACGAAUUGAAAACUAAGCUGGGCCAUGUCAUUGUGAUGGUGCUAUUGGUUGGAAUGUUUGAAAAGAGCAAGAAGGUGACAAUAUCUACUCCAACAGAUUUGUUAUACUUCGCAGCAUCUAUUCUACUGUCUUCAGGCUGCCUUUAUCUUCUUUCCAAGCUUCAAUCUACCAAACGAAGUUAGCAUGACUGAGAUAACAAUUUGAAAUGUAUCCCACUAUCUUCUGCUGCAAGACUAACUAACAUUUCUCUAGCAGAUACUUGAUUACUCACAGACAUGACUCUCACGUACAUAUUGGUUAUUAAGCACAUUUAGUUAAGACACGUUAGUAAGUGCAUCGUGUUGUGUUAUCUUCCUCUGUAAAUUUUGGGUUGGUUUCCAAGAAUAUAGCAUUUAGUGGUUUAUACCUUUAAAUUUUC
Messenger RNA from Zingiber officinale, 1211 nucleotides. RefSeq names its product UPF0114 protein in repA1-repA2 intergenic region-like. The coding region runs from base 226 to 975 and encodes 249 amino acids. Lineage: Eukaryota; Viridiplantae; Streptophyta; Magnoliopsida; Zingiberales; Zingiberaceae. The record is from RefSeq and is a predicted model, not a curated record. The transcript is spliced from 5 exons.